Molecule: messenger RNA, 987 nt
Organism: Ruditapes philippinarum (Manila clam)
Lineage: Eukaryota; Metazoa; Mollusca; Bivalvia; Venerida; Veneridae
Product: protein Dr1-like
Exons: 4
Coding region: 247-774 (175 amino acids)
Biological process (GO): negative regulation of transcription by RNA polymerase II; chromatin remodeling; positive regulation of transcription by RNA polymerase II
Cellular component (GO): negative cofactor 2 complex
Molecular function (GO): protein heterodimerization activity; general transcription initiation factor activity; core promoter sequence-specific DNA binding
Source: RefSeq, a predicted model, not a curated record
CCUCCCUUUUUAGAAACACGCCAUUUGCAGUACUUUAUGAAUUUUGUUUUGGCGGAAACAAAAUAUUCCAAAAGAGAAUACAGACAUCAUUUAGCUGUGUUUACUAAAUAAAUUAAGUAAAGAAAAACAUUUAAUUACUUAGAUUUAAAAAGAUUUUAUCGGGGUGGACAAUUUUUUAUUUCUAUUGAUCAAGUUCAGUAUGUGGUGAGUAAGUUUGGUGAGCAACCCCUGUGAAAUCUGUACAAGAUGUCUGCGGCAAGCAUGGCAGAGAACAGGGACGAUGAUGAACUCAGCAUACCGAGGGCGUCACUUAACAAAAUGAUAAAGGAGAUUAUACCUAAUGUGAGAGUGGCCAACGAUGCCCGAGAACUGAUACUAAACUGUUGUACAGAGUUUAUACACCUUGUGUCAACAGAAGCCAAUGAAAUCUGCAAUAAACAGUUCAAGAAAACUAUCUCUCCUGAACAUAUACUAGCUGCAUUAGACACUCUAGGAUUCGGAGCAUACAAGGAAGAUGCUACAGAAGUUUUAAAAGAAGCAAAAGCCGUUGCUGCAAAGAAAAGGCGGGGCAGUUCUAGACUGGAAAAUCUUGGUAUACCCGAGGAGGAGUUACUCAGGCAACAACAGGAAUUGUUUGCACGGGCAAGACAAGAGCAGGCUCAGUUAGAGCAACAACAGUGGCAGCAGAUGCAACAAGCACUACAACAACAACAGCAACAACAACAACAACAAAGCGCCAAUAAUGGAGAGGACGAUGAUGAUGAUUAUUCAUAAUUCAUAAAAUAUCGCUUUGUGGGACAUGAAAUAAUGUUUUGUGUGACAUAAAAUAAUGACUUGUGUGACAUGCAAUAUUACUUUGUGUGACAUGAAAUAAUGACUUGUGUGACAUGAAGUAAUGAUUUGUGUAAUGGACAUAAAUACUGUUGUUUUAGUGAGCAUGUUUUGUGAUGAUGUUUUCAAAUAAAUAAUAAAUGCAAAAAAAAGGAA